CCUGCCCACUCCGACCACCCCAUUAGUCAAACAUCGAGUGACGAUAGAUUUUCCCCGGACAUCAGUGGUGGCGAUUUUAUUCAAGGGUAAAUAUUAAAUUUACAGUAUAAGUAUAAUGUAUUUUUCACAUAAAUAUCCGAAGCAGUAUCAAUCUUGCAGAUCAGUAAAUGAUAAACAAUUCGAUCUUUUUACUGUUUUUAAAUUUAUAUUCAUAAACUAACGAUAUCGAUGUUUUAUGCAUAAAAAGGGGAAGCUAUUUCAGAAAAGCACAUAAUGCAUUUAAAAAGAAAGCGGCGAUUGUUUAUUUCACUAUCUAGAAAGCUGCGGCUAAUGUCAGUUUACAAAUGGACGCCGGGUGUGGUGUCAAAUGACACAAAAUUUUUCUGUUAAAAUUUUUAAAGAUAAUUUAUAAAUAUGAAGCUACUCUUGUACCUAGUAUUGUUACAAAAUACUUGUAUUUUUGUACGUGCCACAAAUAGUGUCAAAAAUGUUAUAAAUGUUACAGAAACAAGGUGAUCAUUGUUUGUUGUCUUGAGUGAGGUUAUAAAAACUACCGCGAAUUUUGUAAAAUAAUGAAAGAUAAAAGAAUGUAACUGAUAUGUAUCAAAUAAAGAAUCGAGAAUAUAAAUUUGUGUGAUCUUAUUUUCAUUUUAAGACAUUUUAUUUCACGAAUCAGGACAUUCUAUCCGCUGAUAAUUGUAUUUGUUUAAGGUUAUGUUUUGAAGAAAACAAUCGUUUAUUUUCUUAAAAAUCAUGACAUAAAACGUUCACGCAAUGAAAUGACAAAUUGAUAUUUUUAUUUCGUGUGAAAAAUGAAUUUGUACAUGCCUGAAUUGUGGUAGAAAUAUGUCAUUCUCUGAAAUAAUGAAGCAAAACUUUUUGUACUCCUAACCUAUCAUUUUUAUUCUGUAAAUGUUUAUGUUACUGAGUGGAUAUAUUCAAAACUGCAUUGUACUGUCAACAGCAUUGGACCUGGAGAUGGAUUAGAUCUCUCAGGAACUGGAAUGUCAACGCCACACAUCUCUCAUCUGGCAUCAACGAAUCCAUUUAGUAUAUUAUCGCCAAGUCCACAACCAACUAGUUCACAAUCUAGCACUAUCGACGUUCAUACAAUCAGCGGCCUUAGAAACGUCAAUAUACAGUUACCUUCUGGGAGAAAAGACAAUCAUGAUGGAAAAUGUGAGGUGUAUGUAGGAAAAACAUGUGCACAAUUUUUAGGAAAUCAAUCCGUUUAUAUUCCAUAUCCAAUGACCCAAGAGCUACUCGACGAUAAACUGAUGAAAGCUUUUGGUGUUAUCAAAUACUCAAACGAGGUCUCGUCGAAUUGCGAGGGAUAUGCAAAGCCAUCGCUAUGUUACUCCGCAUUCCCAAUAUGUCGUGAUCCUGCCAGUAUUCUUAAACUUAAGAAUUCCGAAGCUAGCGCAAGUUUAUUUCACUUCCUGAAUUCAAACCAGGGUGAUUUGUCAAGAGAUACGAGUGAUGGGGAUGAUACCGAUGACAUUACAGGAGCUCACGGUAUUCCCAGAAAACGUAGUCCAACGUUAGGCCCUGGCUCAGAAUUCAAUCCGUACAAAGAUGGGAAAGCUUCCAAUAAAAAGAUAAUAAACCAAAGCUAUGGAGAAAUACAGUCGUCUAAUAGACUCGAAAUCAAUCGUAAAUUAAGGAGGAUUUGCCGACAAGAAUGUGAAAUGCUAGAAAACGAUUUAUGUAAGAAAGAGUAUGCAAUUGCUAAAAGACAUCCACUGAUUGGACAUCAAGUGCCUUUAGUUGAUUGUUCUGAUUUACCGAUGGAAGAUACCCCCGAGGCUCGUGAUUGUUUAAGUCUUGGAAUUUCCUCGGGAAACAACGUACAGGAAAAUGAUUAUUGUUACUGGGGAAGCGGAAAGUCUUAUCGUGGUAUCGUGAAGACAAGUAUUAGCGGAAGACCGUGUAUGCAGUGGUCACAUGGUGAAUUCAAUCUUCAAAUCUCCGAUUAUCCGGAAUUAGCUGGAAAGCAUUCGUAUUGCCGUAACCCAGGCGACAAAGAACUACAACCGUGGUGUUACGUUUAUGUCGAUAGUAAACCGCAAAAAGAAUUUUGUAAUAUACCUAAAUGUGUUGAAAACUUAUGGAUCUAUGCAGUCGUUGGUUUUGUACUAACAGGGGGAUUUGUUGUCAUAUUGGUCUGUUAUUGCUGCUGCUACAGAAGCAGGAAGUCUAGAAGGCAAAUGAAUCAUUUGCCAUCGAAUAAAAUGUUAACCGGUAUACAAUGUGACAAAAAUAUAUAUGAUGGAAGACGAAGCACGACACAACCUAUGGAAAUGAGCUCUCUUUUAGCUGGUCCUGGUAACACGACUCCGGGAACAGGAACAUUAAGUAGCGGCAGUAGUCGGACGUCCAAUAAUAGAGUGCCACAGUUUACUACCAAUAACGUUCUAUCGGCGCCGAUAUACAAAUGCGAUCCGAAGGACAUGAACUUCAAAGGGAACACGGAGCAACCGCCGUUCUGCAACCUAAACGACCAUAGCAACGGGAUCAAAAUGCUACCGCCGAGCUUUCAAAACACGAAUUCCGUCGAGCAGAGGCCAAACUGCGGCUUCAACGAACACGGCACGCCCAUAAAGGCCAGCAUUUAUCCGAGUCAAACGACAAACAUCAAUUUGAACGACUUUGAUGACAAACAGUGCUGCUCGCCAAAACUGAGCGGAGCGAAGAAAGUAUUGCCUCCGGCACCACAGCCGAUGAACAAAAUAAACACGCCUAAUGGAACCAGACCAAUGCAAAAUGGAGCGCAAUUAGUUGUCAGGUUACCAGACCCCAGUAAGGUCACGACCGAGACCAGGGUAUCGAAG
Heterotrigona itama is the source of this 2831-nucleotide messenger RNA. Lineage: Eukaryota; Metazoa; Arthropoda; Insecta; Hymenoptera; Apidae. The record is from the annotation of a GenBank genome assembly.